UAGUGACGUUUGACUCUUGAACUUGAUGGCUUUUGUGAGGUUGGAUCACAGUUUAAAAACACGUCAACUAUUCAGUCUGUUAUCUGGAAAACCUUAGAACAAGACUUGGAAAGACGUGGAAAAGCUAGAAGGGGGCAGAAUGAAGAAUCCGGCAUCCGAAGUACUGAGCGUCUUAAUUCUGCAGUUUUUCCUGGUCUUUGGAGAGGCAAGACAGCAGUUUGUUACAUGUGGCUCAGUGAUCAAGCUGCUGAACACCGACUACAAAGUGCGGUUGCACUCGCACGAUGUGAAAUACGGGACUGGCAGCGGGCAGCAAUCGGUAACAGCGACUGAGCUGCAAGAGGACAUCAACAGCCACUGGCUGCUGAAAGAGGCUGUAGGAAAAGUGUGCCUGCGAGGGGACCCCAUAGCCUGCGACUCUACCAUUAGACUGGAGCAUGUGAAAACCAAGAUGAACCUGCACUCACACCUGUUUAGCAGCCCCCUGAGUGGAAACCAGGAGAUUAGCGCCUAUGGAGACGCCAAGGGUGAAGGUGAUUCUGGAGAUAACUGGACGGUGAUUUGCACAGGGGACGCAUGGAGAAGGGACGACAGCGUUAUGUUAAAACACGUAGACACUCAAGUGUACCUUGGAGUAUCGGGCCGAACCUUCGGCAGGCCGAUUAAUGGCCAAAUGGAAGUGGUCGGGCUCAAAUCCUCCACAGGCGCUGUCCAUUGGCAGAGCAUGGAAGGCGUGUAUUUGCACGCCCCGGAUAUACAGCACGAUUCCCAUAUACACACUGAACUUUAAGAGUGAGUUCUAAAUGUUUACUGGCGAUUUUUCCUUCAGUUUUACCAAAAUCUGUGUAAGUGUACAAGUGCGUGAAUGAAUUGUGAGAAUAUUUUCUUGUUGCUGUUGCAAGUGCGUGGCUGAAGUAGAUUAUUUCUAGGAUUCGAAAUCCUGUUUGUCAAGAGGUUGGAUACUCCAACUACGCACUGCUAGCUAAACGUUUCAAGAAAGUUUAGCUCAAUUUAAUAUUUA
Dendroctonus ponderosae (mountain pine beetle) is the source of this 1021-nucleotide messenger RNA. RefSeq names its product stromal cell-derived factor 2. NCBI's taxonomy places the organism in Eukaryota, Metazoa, Arthropoda, Insecta, Coleoptera, Curculionidae. Bases 140 to 790 code for a protein of 216 amino acids. The transcript is spliced from 4 exons. The record is from RefSeq and is a predicted model, not a curated record.